Molecule: messenger RNA, 880 nt
Organism: Galendromus occidentalis (western predatory mite)
Lineage: Eukaryota; Metazoa; Arthropoda; Arachnida; Mesostigmata; Phytoseiidae
Exons: 4
Coding region: 1-783 (260 amino acids)
Source: RefSeq, a predicted model, not a curated record
AUGCAUUCAAGGUUGAGGCUCGGAGCCAAUGAGUUGAGCGAGAGACAUCGAAACAACAUCAGGGAGCUCGUCGAUGAAUUACAAAUCAACUGCCGAGAAUACGCGAAACUCGACGGGAGAGGGAACUCAGAUCGCCGAAAAACCGCCCUAAGGUACUCUCGUCUUUUUCAAAAAGCUAUUGACGGUUACGUCACAACGACUCAAUUGACGAAGCCAACAUCAGACUACUUAGAUGCUCUCGAGCGAUUGCAAGAAAACAUCGUGGAGGUUCUUAGGUUUCAACAUCGAAAGCAGUGUGCAAUCCGUAAUGCGGAACCCAGUCCGUGCGAAUGCUUCGCUCGAGAGAAGAAGAAAAAAGAAGUCUUGGCAUUAAUCGAAGAGGUCGCCGAGCGCCAAAAUCUGAGGAGGUGUCAGCACACUCAAACAGAAGCAGACAUUGCUGCCAAGGAGGGUCAAACUCAUCUUGAAACAGCAGAAGAAGGAGUGCAAUUCGCAUUUGUUGAGCAGAAGUCAGUCGGAGUAGGGGAUUCUAUCCUCAUCGGCGAUUUGCCCCAUUUAACAUCGUUGAGCAACUCCACUGAUCCGUCAUCAUCAGCGGAGCUUUCUUUGGGCAAUCUCCUCCUACAAUUCCGGAAAGUCAUGCGGGAUGAAGUUGCAACGACGACGGAACAAACAGAACCUCGACCGAAAUCUGCCCGCAUCCGUUUUGAAAAAUUGCAUAGAAUGCUCGAUGAAUCAGGUCUGUCGGGAGCAUCGGAUCUGGACAACAGCGAGCGCCAGUGAGAGCCGCGCAUGGAUUCUUUUCCUGUGACAUCAAAUCCCAAGAGUUCCUAGAGGGAGAGGGACGAUGCAAGCGUUUUGAAUGAACGCCUCUUUCAUU